Molecule: messenger RNA, 904 nt
Organism: Gavialis gangeticus (Gharial)
Lineage: Eukaryota; Metazoa; Chordata; Crocodylia; Gavialidae
Gene: SNRNP27
Product: small nuclear ribonucleoprotein U4/U6.U5 subunit 27
Exons: 6
Coding region: 73-543 (156 amino acids)
Biological process (GO): RNA splicing
Cellular component (GO): precatalytic spliceosome
Source: RefSeq, a predicted model, not a curated record
CGCCCCGGAAGUACCUCCCCGCGGGGCUCCGGCGUGGGCCCGCGAUCCGGGAAGUCCGCCCGGGCUGCAGGGAUGGGCCGCAGCCGGUCCCGCUCCCCACCGCGCAGGGACCGUAGACGUUCUCGUUCCACUUCCCGGGAGAGGGAAAGGAGGCGAAGGGAGCGCUCGCGGUCCCGGGAUAGGGACAGGAGGAGGAGUCGUUCCCGUUCGCCGCACAGGAGACGAUCCAGAUCUCCAAGACGGCACCGAUCCAGCUCCUCUUCCCCAAGCCGGCCUAAGGAAAGGCGAGAGGAAGAAAAGAAGGAAGUCAAAGACACUAAAGCCAAGGAGCGGCAAAUUACUGAAGAAGAUCUGGAAGGGAAGACGGAGGAAGAAAUUGAGAUGAUGAAGUUAAUGGGAUUUGCAACUUUUGACACAACAAAAGGAAAGAAAGUGGAUGGUUCUGCGAAUGCCUAUGCCAUCAACGUGUCGCAGAAGAGAAAGUACAGGCAGUACAUGAACAGAAAGGGUGGAUUCAACAGACCUUUGGAUUUUAUUGCCUGAUGUCUAGACUGGUUGGUUACUUGUGAAAAACAACCUCCGCAACAUCGGUGGCUAAUAUUUAAUUGUCUCACUGCGGCGUCUGUGCUGUGCUUCCAGAGACAGGACCUCAGCUUCCCUCCAUAAACCAAGAUCAGCUUAUUUAUGACGAGUCCAGAGACACUUGAUCUGCCAUGCAGGAAGAGAGGGUAAAAAUGCAGUUUUGUAGAAAUGCUGGUUUUGAAAGCACUCACACUUGUUUUGUUCCCUACCAGGAUUUCUUGUGAGCUGUAUUUUUCGUGUCCUCCAUGUGGUGCGUUUUGUUGCUUUGAUUUGUUUUAUUUUUAACCAUAUUGGAUGUAUACAAUAAAGCAGUGUAUCUAUU